GGAAACACUCAUGAGGUAAUCUUCUUCACCCGGUUGUUGAGAAAGUUCGCAGUCCUUCCUAAAGUCCAGCAGUGGAGUUUGUCCUCACAGUGUCCAAAGUGGUUAAGAAGAUAAACAUCAUGACCUGCUAGCGACACACGGAGCAGCAUGGACGGGCAAUAACAAAGAGGUACACCAGGGGAGGAGUGUUGGCCGUUAUGACAAGCUCAUGAUGACCACCCUUUCUGUGACUGAUAUUGCUGAUGUUGGUCCUGAGGCGAAUCUGGGGUGUGUCGCUGAAGAGGGCUCGGUGAGCACAGCAGAAGUGAAACAUGAGUUACACACUUCUCCCAGUCAACCAGUUUCAUUCACAAGUUCUUCUAAAGAGCUGAACGAAACGCUGCCCAUGGACCCCGGCGACAUGAAACUGGACCUCUCUGGAGACACGCCUGCACCAGAGGGCCAGCCAGUGAAGAGAAAGAAGGGUCCGGCUCCCAAGAUGCUAGGGAACGAGGUGUGUAGCGUGUGUGGAGACAAGGCCUCGGGCUUCCACUACAAUGUCCUGAGCUGUGAGGGCUGCAAGGGCUUCUUCAGGCGCAGCGUGAUCAAAGGAGCGCAGUACGUCUGCAAGAACUCGGGCCGCUGUGAGAUGGACAUGUACAUGCGGCGAAAGUGUCAGCAGUGUCGGCUGCGCAAGUGUCGCGAGGCGGGCAUGCUGGAGCAGUGUGUGCUUUCAGAGGAGCAGAUCCGAUUAAAGAAAAUGAAAAAGCAGCACGAGGACGAGGCAUCUCGUAGCUCAACCGUGGCAGCACCGAGCCCAGCAGCCGACGUUCCCCCAUUGGCCCCGGAACAGCACGAGAUGAUCGAGAAGUUAGUCGCCAUGCAGAAACAGUGCAACAAACGCUCCUUCAUCGACCGGCGCAAAGUCACUCCAUGGCCACAGAGUCAGGACCCAAUGAACCGGGAAGUACGGCAGCAGCGUUUCGCUCAUUUCACAGAACUGGCGAUCAUGUCCGUGCAGGAGAUUGUAGACUUUGCUAAACAGCUGCCUGGUUUCCUGGAGCUCACCCGCGAGGACCAGAUUGCCCUGCUCAAGACCUCCACUAUUGAGAUCAUGCUGCUAGAGACAUCUCGCCGCUACAAUCCGGCGAUCGAGAGCAUCACUUUCCUCACCCCGGACUUCAUCUACAACAAGGAAGACUUUGCCAAAGCAGGGCUGCAGAUCGAGUUCAUUAACCCCAUCUUCGAGUUCUCCAAGGGCAUGAACGAGUUGCACCUAGACGAGGCAGAGUACGCGCUCCUUAUCGCCAUCAACAUCUUUUCAGCAGACCGACCCAACGUGCAGGAUCAUGAUUUGGUGGAGAAGCUCCAACAGCCGUAUGUUGAUGCUCUGCAUUCGUACAUCAGGAUCAAGAGACCGAAUGAUCAUUUGAUGUUCCCACGUAUGCUGAUGAAGCUGGUCAGCCUGCGCACCCUGAGCAGCGUUCACUCUGAGCAGGUCUUCGCUCUACGACUGCAGGACAAAAAACUGCCCCCUCUUCUGUCUGAAAUCUGGGAUGUCCAUGAAUGAAAAAUAACUACGAACGGCCAGCCUCAAGGACAUAGUCACACAGGGUUUUUACAGCUAAACGGUGCAGGAUCAUACUUUUCUUCAGUCCCAUUAUAAGCCCUGGCCUUGAGGAGCUUGUUUUAUUUUCCUCUGGACUUAUGAUUGUACUCUCCUGUGCAGGAUACAGUGGUUUGCGGUCAGUCUUUUCAGAAACGGCACUCUAUCGACUGUCUAGGAAUGUUUAGAGUAUAUACUUUUUAUUUCUUUUGAUCAGGAUUCUUGCUUACUGGAAUGAAUGACUGUACAUUAAAGGCAAUUGAUUAUAUAUAUUUUUUACAAUACCUAUUCCACUGGGAAAACUUGCAGCCCAUUUGAGCAUAAAUCCAGAGGCAUAUGCCUUCGAGAAGCAGAUGAAUGCAGUGACUUAACAGAAAGUUUGGCUCUAUACUGUAUGGGCAUUAUUUCUCCCUGCACUUUGGGGCCAAAAACCUCUCAUUUUCGCACAUGGUCAUGGAGCAGUGCUCCUAUAAAUGACUUAAUCUGCAGAUAAUUUGCGAAACAAUUGCCUCUUUCAUAAGUUGCUAUAUUUGCUUUGAUAUGAGCUUGUUUAUAAAGGAAUACAGUGGGAUAUCUGCUGAUUUAUUUCAUGAUGAACCAGCCAUCAGUCCCAUAGUCUGAAAUCUAUAAGUAAUUUACAGCUUGUAUAAUGUUGAAAAGGCAUUAUAUAUAUAUAUAUAUAUAUAUAUAUAUAUAUUUUUUUUUUUUUUUUUU
Messenger RNA from Clarias gariepinus (North African catfish), 2299 nucleotides. It is a transcript of the gene nr1h3, whose product is annotated as nuclear receptor subfamily 1, group H, member 3. The record is from RefSeq and is a predicted model, not a curated record. Gene Ontology annotation, molecular function: RNA polymerase II cis-regulatory region sequence-specific DNA binding; nuclear receptor activity; zinc ion binding. The transcript has 11 exons. Gene Ontology annotation, biological process: cell differentiation; positive regulation of transcription by RNA polymerase II; lipid metabolic process. The coding region runs from base 209 to 1549 and encodes 446 amino acids. NCBI's taxonomy places the organism in Eukaryota, Metazoa, Chordata, Actinopteri, Siluriformes, Clariidae.